Messenger RNA from Nilaparvata lugens (brown planthopper), 858 nucleotides. RefSeq lists its product as uncharacterized. Bases 358 to 858 code for a protein of 166 amino acids. The record is from RefSeq and is a predicted model, not a curated record. NCBI's taxonomy places the organism in Eukaryota, Metazoa, Arthropoda, Insecta, Hemiptera, Delphacidae. The transcript is spliced from 3 exons.
UCACAUUGGAUUACAACCUUCUCUGCUCACAUUGCACAACAUUAUGCAACAAUUUUCUAGUUAUCUUUGCACAUGCACAGUAUCCUUCUCCUUAGCUGUAUCCCUAUAAAUACUCCAGAAUAAUUGACAUUCGCUCAGUUUGAUAGUAGCAGCAAAGCAGUGAACAUGGCUUCUUCCAAAGUGUUUAGUGUUUCACAUUGGAUUACAACCUUCUCUGCUCACAUUGCACAACAUUAUGCAACAAUUUUCUAGUUAUCUUUGCACAUGCACAGUAUCCUUCUCCUUAGCUGUAUCCCAGUAAAUACUCCAGAAUAAUUGACAUUCGCUCAGUUUGAUAGUAGCAGCGAAGGAGUGAACAUGGCUUCUUCCAAAAUGUUUAGUGUUUUUCAGCUCUGUGGUAAUAAAAUAAAGCCUACCAAUGAGCGGUUUGGUUUGUGGCUGCUGACAGAAAAUCUAUGCAAUGACAAACUUAUCACAGACAUUGGGAAAAUUGAUUACACUGCUGGAGAAGAACUGUUGGUGCAGGAUGAAUCAAAUCUUGUGCCUAUAACAGAACCUUUCUGCGACAAUAUUAUGCUGGUAAAGGUUUGUGGUUUGGAGGACUGCCAAGAACUGGAUGAAAGACGUUUUGAAAAAGGUAAUUGUAGUAGUAACUACAAAAUAUGGCUCCUAUUGAAAGGAAACAGGUUGGUGCAAACUGCAGAAGAAAAAAGACCACUGCUGCAGCCAGGUGUUAGUGGAGCGGGACAUUUAAAGGACAAAACAGAUAAUUAUAAUCGGUUCAGUUUAGAUGAAACACAGAUACUGGACAGUUGCGCCACUAUCACAGAAAAUACCAUCGCGUCCUAUACUCUAUAG